This is a messenger RNA of Papilio polytes (common Mormon), 1585 nucleotides long. Its product is annotated as zinc finger CCHC domain-containing protein 10. The record is from RefSeq and is a predicted model, not a curated record. The transcript has 3 exons. Bases 195 to 611 code for a protein of 138 amino acids. Gene Ontology annotation, molecular function: nucleic acid binding; zinc ion binding. NCBI's taxonomy places the organism in Eukaryota, Metazoa, Arthropoda, Insecta, Lepidoptera, Papilionidae.
AAAAGAAAAAACAAAAUGUGUGAUGGCUACGCUUGACGCAAAUCUAUCAUUUCGCUUCGUUUUGUUUGUGUUUGCCGAGCUGUUUGAGAAGUACUUACAAAUCGCUGUCUUAUAGAAUUUUUCAGUUAUUAUACCUAAUCGAGAUUUUAAGAAAAAUAUUAUAAUUUGUACCUCGAUAAAUCAAUCAAAAUAAAAUGACGCUGGGAACUUACAACAGGCAUCAAGCUCAGAGGAAAAAGCAAGCAGCUUUGGCCGCGGCGUUUCCUCAGGGCAUUCGCUGUCAGAAAUGCUUGGAGUAUGGGCAUUGGAGCUACGAGUGCACGGGGAAACGAAAAAUCUUGGUCCGACCGUCACGCACAAAGAUCCUUAAAAAGAAUUUAGAAAAGAAGGAAGAAGGCCAGUGCAGCAACGGCAAAUGCAAGAUUCCGAGAAAAAAGAAGCGUGCUAGUUCAGACUGCUCAGACUGUUCGGAUUCAUCAAGCAGCUCCUCGGACUCAGGUUCAGACAGCUCGGAUUCUUCUGGAAGCGAUAGCAGCAGUGGCUCAGGCAGUGACAGUGAUAGUGGCAGCGGCAGUGACAGCGAGUCGGAAUCUGGAUCAGGGAGUGAUUAAGCUAAAACUGUAAUUUUAUACAGAAGGUGAGAUAUUUUGCUACUUUUUAUGUUGAUCACUGCCAUUAUAACUGAAUUUUAUUUUUUAUUUCAAUACGCACUAUUUAAGAUGAUUUAAAUUCUAAAAAACUCGUUUUUACCUUCUUUUUACCGUUUUAAUUUUCAAUUCUAUCUUUCUGUCUAUUUUAACAGUAUGUUUUAAAGCAAAUGGUUUCUAUAUCUGUCUGAUGUAAAAAUCAUGAGAAAUUUAAAUGUUUUUCUACUUUCAGAAUAAAGGUAGUUGCAUAUUUGUGUUUAAUGUACUCAAUAGGAUUUAGGCUUGUGUAAAUUUUUUUAUCUAUGUUUUUUUUUUAGCAAAAUAUCUCAUGUUCUCAUUUGUAAUUGUCUAAAUCUUAUUAUGUUGAUAUCUUUUCACAGUUUUAAAGAGUUUAAGGAGAUUGCCACUGUGAAUGGGUUCUUAAAAGUUUGGUUGCGAGCGAAUUGUUUUAAAAUGAAUGCAGGUCAUUGAAAAUUUAACAUGUACUGCGGACUCACCUGGUGGGUUCAUACAAAAUAGUGUGCAUGGAAUGUGUUGCCACCUAGUCUAGGGGCAAGAGUUUGUAGUUAAGAUAAUUCUUAGUGUUAAUUUUUAACUAUGUGAUUGUAAAAUUUUUAAACAAUAAAAUCGACCCAUCCCAAAUGAAACAUUUCUAAAGAAGUCUUAAGAUGGUUCGAAAUGUAGAUUUAGUUGUGUAAAAAUGUUGUAUUUAUUGUUUAGUAGUGAUUAGGUCACUCAUUUUAAGAUUUUAAUAGUAUGUAUGUUGUCUAAUUGAUGUAUAACUAACAGCUAUAGGUCUUGAAUCACUCAAUGUAACGGUUAUGCUUUGUAAAAAUAAAAUUUGCCAAUUAUUUUUGUUUGAUAACUGGAUUUAUAAUAGAUGAAAUAUUGUUUUUAACUGUGACAGAAUAUGUUUCUUGGAAUAAAUAUUUAUUUUA